Rhagoletis zephyria (snowberry fruit fly) is the source of this 717-nucleotide messenger RNA. Lineage: Eukaryota; Metazoa; Arthropoda; Insecta; Diptera; Tephritidae. The record is from RefSeq and is a predicted model, not a curated record.
AUGGCCAGUGCGACCGUAGCCUCUGUAAGUUCGGCCUCAUCUUCUGAGCCAGUCUCGCCUACUGCAGGCGACUACCUUCUGUCGGUCAAAAGCUAUCUGAAGAUUGUAAUGCACGCUCUGCGGUACCCACAUGCCACUGUCAAUGGAGUGCUUAUCGCGGAAAAGAAGGGCAAAACAAGCAAGCAGAUUCGUAUCGUCGACGCCAUUCCACUGUUCCACUCUGGUCACGGGCUGGCCCCGAUGACUGAAGUGGCUCUCACUCAGAUCUCGGAGUACUGCAGUAAAAGUUCCGACCUUGUGAUAGGCGGAUACUAUCAAGUUAAUGAUGCCUUCCAUGAACACCCUCACCCAAUUCCAACGGUGUUUGCCGAGAGGAUUGCCGACAAAAUUUUCGAAGCUAACCCAGACGCCGUGUUGUUCAUGAUUAGCAACUUCAGUCUUGCCACUUCGAUUGAUGACAUCACCCGCUUGGACUCGCCUUUCUUCAUGUUCCAGAACAUUGAUGGCAAGUGGAAGCUAAAAAGUAGUUCUGCCAGCUCCAAAGGUUUCGCCCUGGAGGCUGAAUCUGCCAUACUCGAGCUGACAAAUGAGCUCGUUUUCAAAAAGUCGCAUCACUUGAACAUUAUUGACUUUGACUCCCACUUGGAAAAUGUAAAAGACGAUUGGCGAAACCCCAAGUUAAACGAAGUAAUCGAGCAGUUUGUUAAAUCCAAUUAA